Molecule: messenger RNA, 429 nt
Organism: Plasmodium cynomolgi strain B
Lineage: Eukaryota; Apicomplexa; Aconoidasida; Haemosporida; Plasmodiidae
Exons: 3
Source: RefSeq, a predicted model, not a curated record
GUUUUCAAAGUGUUAGAUCAUAAAUUAUAUCCAUACAUAAUAAAUGCACAAUGGAAUAACGUUGAAGGAGAAGGAAUAACGUCAAUAACCGAAACAAAGGAAUAUUAUGGUAAAGAUAAAGAUUUAUCUAGUGGAUUACCUAAAGAUGAAGGCUAUGGAGUUACUUCACAUUUAGGUACUAGUUCUGAAGGCAAUGGAAGUCCUAUGAAAACGAUAGCUUCAGCAUCUUUGGUGGGGAUACCUUCCAUAAUAUUCCUCUUAUAUAAGUUUACCCCGAUUAGAACAUGGAUAGAUCCGAGAAUUCGAACAUCCAAGAUAGAGUUGAACAAUUUUUUCCAAGGGAGUAAUGAAUUACAAUCACAUGAUUAUAAUUUAGAUACCUCAUAUAUGGAUUUUAAAAGAUUUAAUAUUGCAUAUCAAUCUAGAUAA